CCAUACAAAAAAUUUAGUAACAAAUUUGCACCAAAACCUUACUGGACGGUAUUUCAUAACUAAGCGUUCAGCAAUAAUGCCUUCAAAAUUCUUUUUCUGUAUUGUGGCUGUAAUUUGUGCCUCAUAUUUGGAAGUGUCAGCAGUAUCUCUCAUUUAUGGUUAUUUAAAUCCUGCUGAUGUUGUUAUUGGCAGCGAAUUCGUGCAUGGCAAAGCCGAAGGUGUUUUCCAUUCGAUAUUUAAAAAAACUGUGAAAUUUCCCAAAGAGGGUAAACAAAAUGACGUGCCUAUAACCGGCAUACAUGUUAUGGACUUGGGCCGUCCCAAUAAUAUUGCAUAUAACUUUUUGCGAGAUGGAGGACCUGGCAAGACGUACGCCACCAUUGAAGUUAUGUCACAAAAAGAUAAACCUGUUAACAUGAAAAUCAUAUUUUACGGUUUACACGCAGCCAAUUCUACGUCUCACAGUACUUCAUGAAUAUGAAAUAAAGGAAAUUUUGCAAGAGAAAAUUUUAACAGAUAA
Molecule: messenger RNA, 520 nt
Organism: Stomoxys calcitrans (stable fly)
Lineage: Eukaryota; Metazoa; Arthropoda; Insecta; Diptera; Muscidae
Exons: 2
Coding region: 77-475 (132 amino acids)
Source: RefSeq, a predicted model, not a curated record